Molecule: messenger RNA, 855 nt
Organism: Echinostoma caproni
Lineage: Eukaryota; Metazoa; Platyhelminthes; Trematoda; Plagiorchiida; Echinostomatidae
Source: the annotation of a GenBank genome assembly
AUGGGCGGUUCCCAAUCAAGUCACGACUGCGUGGUAGAUCGAAUUGUUGCGCAAAUUCGUGCUCAAACUGAUGUGCAACCGCAAGUGGCGAUUGUGUGUGGAAGUGGAUUGGGUGGACUGGCAAAGUCUGUCGAAAAAGCAAUCACGAUUCCGUACAGUUCGAUAAAAGAUUUUCCCCAAACCACUGUGAGUGGACAUAACGGAAAUUUUAUCUUCGGUCAGCUGAAAUCAAAAUCGAUUGUGAUCAUGCAGGGCAGACUACAUCAGUACGAAGGUUUCACUCACGAUCAGAUGGUUUUACCGAUGCGCGUGCUUAAACAACUCGGAGUGAGCAUUGUAUUGCUGACCAACGCGGCUGGAGGCCUGAAGGAAAAGUUGAAUGUUGGUGAUUUGGUUGUGCUUAACGAUCAUAUCAGUCUAUCUGGUCUGGGCACUGGGAAUGUGUUGAUUGGCCCGAAUAAUGAAAGCCUCGGGCCCCGCUUUCCAGCAACCACAGAUGCGUACGAUGAAGAGUUACGCAAAAUAUUGCUCUCGAAAGCAAAACAACUGGGCAUAGAUGACUGUGUUCAUGAAGGCGUAUAUUUUCACGUGAUGGGACCGACCUAUACGACAAAUGCUGAAUGUCGUAUGAUGCUCAAUAUGGGCGCAGAUGUUGUAGGUAUGAGCACCGUGCCGGAGGUGUUUGUGGCACGACAUUGUGGACUGCGUGUCGCGGCUGUCUCACUUGUUUCGGACAACUGCAAUCCGGAUCGAAAAGACGCAACAGCGUUGACACACGAGGAGGUAUUGAAAGCGGCGAAUCAGCACGCCACUAAACUGGAACAACUCUGUGUGGAAUUUGUUAGCGUAUUAUAA